This is a messenger RNA of Aspergillus nomiae NRRL 13137, 1434 nucleotides long. Its product is annotated as monooxygenase. The coding region runs from base 1 to 1434 and encodes 477 amino acids. Gene Ontology annotation, molecular function: N,N-dimethylaniline monooxygenase activity; NADP binding; flavin adenine dinucleotide binding. The record is from RefSeq and is a predicted model, not a curated record. Lineage: Eukaryota; Fungi; Ascomycota; Eurotiomycetes; Eurotiales; Aspergillaceae. The transcript has 4 exons.
AUGUCGCCGAAUAAAAGUGUCGCGGUCAUCGGUACUGGCCCUGCUGGUGCCAUUGCAGUCGAUGCGCUAGUGCAGGAGAAAUGCUUCGACGUUGUGCGCGUGUUUGAACGGCAAGAAAAGGCUGGCGGAUGCUGGGUGUCAAGAGAGAAUGAGAAACCGGUCCCUCUGGACAUCGACAAUCUUUCUGCGAGGACUGCAGAUAGGCCGGUUUCAAUCCCCGCCAAUCUGCCCCGAUAUGUUCCCACAGUGUCUCAGCACCGCUACUUUGACUCUCAUGUCUACCCCACUCUGCACGCCAAUGUGGCUGCCUCGGUCAUGGAGUACUCGCAGGAGCAGAUUCCGGAUAUCCUUUCCGACUGGUCUGUUAAGAUCCACGGCCCCGACACGCCGUUCCGUCACCACACGGUGAUAAGGCAGUACAUCGAGGAUCUCUUGAACCGAAACGGAUAUCAAGACCUUGUGGAGUACAACACGACUGUUGAGCGGGCAGAAAAGGACCCCCAAACCGGUAAAUGGACUCUAACUCUGCGACGCGCCGGCGAGCCGAAUGGCUUGGAUUACUGGUGGACGGAAACCUUCGACGCUCUGGUGGUUGCCUCCGGACACUAUGCAGUGCCAUAUGUCCCUGCCAUCAAAGGAUUGAAGGAAUUCGCAGAGAAGUACCCCGGCAGUGUUGAGCACACAAAACAGUACCGAGGACCUGAAAAGUACAAGGGCAAGCGGGUAAUUACCGUCGGAGCCUCCGUCUCCGCUGCAGACACCGCUGUGAGUCUGGUAAACCAUGCAAAGGGCCCCAUUAUUGCCGUUGUGCGCGGAAAGUACAACACCUACUUUGGCGACGAGGCGUUCAAGCACCCUCAAAUUGAGCGCCGCCCGCCCAUUUCGCAUAUUACCACCGAAAACGGGGAGCGGACGGUGCACUUCGAGGACGGGACGUCAGUAUCAGAUGUCGACCACAUCAUCUUUGGCACUGGCUUCACAUGGACGCUGCCAUUCUUACCUGAUGUCCCGAUCCGAAACAACCGUAUACCGGAUCUCUAUCUGCACGUGUUCCAUCAGCGGGAUCCCUCCCUGGUGUUCUUAGGAGCGGUUGGCGCCGGGUUGACUUUCAAGGUCUUCGAAUGGCAAGCCGUGGCCGCCGCGCGCGUUCUGGCCGGAAAGGCACAUCUGCCAUCUCUGGAAGAACAGCGGAGGUGGGAACAGGAUCGCAUCGCAAAGAAGGGCGACGGUCCGGGAUUCUUGAUGAUAAAUCCCGACUUUGAGACGUAUUUCGAACAACUUCGACAGCUCGCAGGCGAGCCAGCCGAGGGAGAACCAGGACGGAUACUGCCGCCGUUCGAGCAGAAGUGGGUGGAUGAUUUUAAUGCUGGACAUGAACGGCGGAUCCGCAUGUGGAAGAAGGCCAAUGAGGCUGGGCGAGCGAGCAAGUUAUAG